Gongylonema pulchrum is the source of this 231-nucleotide messenger RNA. The record is from the annotation of a GenBank genome assembly. Lineage: Eukaryota; Metazoa; Nematoda; Chromadorea; Rhabditida; Gongylonematidae.
AAAUUACACGAAAUCGUGAAACGAUUUUUGAAGAGCAAGAAAGGAGGUUCGGCAAUCGUCGUUGGACCAAAAUCGUCUGGUAAACGUUCCGUUAUCCGAAAGGUUUUAUUAGAUUAUACGGAUGAUUUGGAAGUGGUAUUCAUUGAUGGCUUAAUCCAGACAACUGAUGCUGAUGCACUAAAAGUUCUCGAUCUUUCCGAAUCCGAUGUGGUACGCUUCAUUCAAUUGUAG